Molecule: messenger RNA, 468 nt
Organism: Vicia faba (fava bean)
Lineage: Eukaryota; Viridiplantae; Streptophyta; Magnoliopsida; Fabales; Fabaceae
Source: the annotation of a GenBank genome assembly
AUGGGAUCCGUAGUGGGUGAGAAAAUAACUCGGUUGAUCGAAUAUGCUACCAAUCAACUUUUACCUCUUAUUAUAGUAUGUGCGUCCGGAGGAGCGCGUAUGCAAGAAGGAAGUUUGAGCUUAAUGCAAAUGGCUAAAAUAUCUUCUGCUUUAUAUAAUUAUCAAAUCAAUCAAAAGUUACUCUAUGUAGCGAUACUUACAUCGCCUACUACUGGUGGGGUAACAGCUAGUUUUGGGAUGUUGGGGGAUAUCAUUAUUGCCGAACCAAAAGCUUACCUUGCAUUUGCGGGUAAAAGAGUAAUUGAACAAACGUUGAAUAAGGAAGUGCCUGAAGGUUCCCAAUCGGCUGAAGUUUUUUUCGAAAAAGGCUUAUUGGAUGCAAUCGUAUCACGUGAUUCUUUAAAGGACUUUUUAAGUGAGUUAUUUGAAUUCCAUGGUUGCUUUCCUUGGAUUGAAAAUGAAAACUAA